This is a messenger RNA of Hyaloscypha bicolor E, 639 nucleotides long. RefSeq lists its product as uncharacterized. The record is from RefSeq and is a predicted model, not a curated record. The transcript is spliced from 2 exons. The coding region runs from base 172 to 639 and encodes 155 amino acids. Lineage: Eukaryota; Fungi; Ascomycota; Leotiomycetes; Helotiales; Hyaloscyphaceae.
CGAAAGGGGAACGAAGCUUGCAAGAGCCUCGAAGUCGUUGGGUUACCACUCACCACCUUUCAGGAAGAAAGAGAGGCGGUGUGGAAGACGCCAAGCUGAUUGGCUGUUUUUGACUUGCUUGCAAAUCAAAAAUGUUUUGUGGUGGCCAUCGCCAUCUCACAACGACUGCAAAUGGCCGCACCGGCUGCAUUGGCUGCACGUUAUUCGGCCGCCGGGGCCGUGGACGCUGCAGCCUGCAAGACCGGCAAAGCGGCAACCUGCAAGCAAGCCUUUGGUGCUGUACUUCCAGUUGGUUCUCAUGGCUUGUGGGGGAUGGAUGCCGGCGGCCGAUCAGGAAGCGAAGUUUGCAGAACCCUGCUUUUGACUUUUGGUUGUCCAAGCCUGGACAAGCAGCGGGCAUCAUUACAGAACCUUCUUGUUCGGAGACGGGCUUCCAAAGCCCUGGGUCCUGGAGGGCCAGGCAGCCAUGAGCAAAUUAAAGAGUUACGUCACAGAUACACAAAUACAUUGGGGCACAAACGCAACAUGCACCUAAAUGAUCAUGGAGGGGUAAAAAGCAAGCAAAAUAGGGUCGGGCUGUUCAAUUCCCGAGAAGUGGGCAGGGCGUUACGAGGGGCCAAGCAAGAAUGGAGGAGUUAG